GCACCCGCCCGGCGGGCGCGGGACCCGAGUCGGCUCCGGAGUCUGUCAUUCCAGAGCGGUGUGCGGGGGUGCGCGCCGGCGAUGCAUCCCUGUCCCCAGCGCCCGGGCCGCGCGGGGCUGGUGUCUCCUGCCCCGGGGCCCCGCCCCCUGCCCCACCCGAGCCGGACGGCUUAGCUGGGGCCGCAGCGCGGCAGCAUCGCUCUCGCCGCUGCUGCUCCGCCCCAUCCCCUUCUGUUUUUCUCUCAUUCUCCGGCGGCGGCGGCGGGGAAGGCGGAGGCAGAGGCGGCGGCAGCGGAGCUGGCUGCAAUGAAUGAUCCCCCAGCUUGGGGGGAGGACUCCAGCCUGUGCAGCGAGGACCCGAGAGCAGGGGAGGCCCGGACUGCAGCAGCGGCGGGGCCACCUCCCAGCAUCCCCACCCUAGGAGGCUGCUUGCGGAUUGAAGAGCGGCGCCUGGGGGCUGGGCUGGCCCCGCGGAUCCGCACCUUGGGAGGACAGCAGGACCGCCCAGGCUGCGGAGGGGGUCGGGGCCGGGGGUGGGGUAGGAAGGACAGAGCUGCAAGAUGGCCAGUAAAACCAAGGCCAGCGAGGCCCUCAAGGUGGUGGCCAGGUGCCGCCCCCUCAGCAGGAAGGAGGAGGCUGCAGGUCACGAGCAGAUCCUGACCAUGGACGUGAAACUGGGCCAGGUGACCCUGCGAAACCCCCGCGCUGCCCCUGGGGAGCUGCCCAAGACCUUCACCUUUGAUGCCGUGUAUGAUGCCAGCUCCAAGCAGGCAGAUGUGUAUGAUGAAACCGUGAGGCCUCUGGUAGACUCGGUGCUUCAGGGUUUCAAUGGCACGGUGUUUGCCUAUGGCCAGACAGGCACUGGCAAGACCUACACCAUGCAGGGCACCUGGGUGGAGCCCGAGCUCCGCGGGGUCAUCCCCAAUACCUUUGAGCAUAUCUUCACUCACAUCUCACGCUCCCAGAAUCAGCAGUACCUGGUCCGGGCCUCCUACCUGGAGAUCUACCAGGAGGAGAUUCGAGACCUGCUCUCCAAGGAGCCUGGCAAGAGGCUAGAGCUGAAGGAGAACCCCGAGACGGGUGUCUACAUCAAGGACCUCUCCUCCUUCGUCACCAAGAAUGUCAAGGAGAUUGAGCAUGUCAUGAACCUGGGGAACCAGACCCGGGCAGUGGGCAGCACACACAUGAAUGAGGUCAGCUCCCGCUCCCAUGCCAUCUUCGUCAUCACCGUGGAGUGCAGUGAGCGUGGCUCGGAUGGCCAGGACCACAUCCGUGUGGGCAAGCUCAACCUGGUGGACCUGGCCGGGAGCGAGAGGCAAAACAAGUCAGGCCCCACCACUGCUGGGGGCACAGUCACACAGCCCACAGGCAGUGGAGGCGGCGGAGGUGGUGGAGAGAGGCCUAAGGAAGCCUCCAAAAUUAACCUCUCGCUGUCUGCCCUGGGCAACGUGAUCGCUGCUUUGGCGGGUAACAAGAGCACCCAUAUCCCCUACCGGGACUCCAAGCUGACUCGGCUGCUCCAGGACUCUCUGGGGGGGAAUGCUAAGACCAUCAUGGUGGCCACCCUGGGGCCAGCUUCUCACAGCUACGAUGAGAGUCUCUCUACCCUGCGCUUUGCCAACCGGGCCAAGAACAUCAAGAACAAGCCCCGGGUGAAUGAAGACCCUAAGGACACACUGCUGCGGGAAUUCCAGGAGGAGAUUGCCCGCCUGAAGGCCCAGCUGGAGAAGAAGGGGAUGCUGGGCAAGCGGCUCCGCAGGAAGAGUAACCGCAGGAAGAAGGCUGUGUCAGCGCCAGCCGGGUACCCGGAGGCACCAGUGAUGGAGGCCUGGGUGGCAGAAGAGGAGGAUGAUAAUAACAAUAACCUCCACCCACGCCCGCCCAUCCUGGAGUCAGCCUUGGACAAGAACAUGGAGAAUUACCUGCAGGAGCAGAAGGAGCGGCUGGAGGAGGAGAAGGCAGCCAUCCAGGAUGACCGCAGCCUAGUGAGUGAGGAGAAGCAAAAGCUGCUGGAGGAGAAGGAGAAGAUGCUGGAAGACCUGCAGCGGGAGCAGCAGGCCACAGAGCUGCUUGCAGCCAAGUACAAGGCCAUGGAGAGCAAGCUGCUCAUUGGGGGCAGGAAUAUCAUGGAUCACACCAACGAGCAGCAGAAGAUGCUGGAACUGAAGAGGCAGGAGAUUGCAGAGCAGAAACGCCGUGAGCGGGAAAUGCAGCAGGAGAUGAUGCUCCGAGAUGAGGAGACUAUGGAGCUCCGGGGCACCUACACGUCCCUGCAGCAGGAGGUGGAGGUCAAAACCAAGAAACUCAAGAAGCUCUAUGCCAAGCUGCAGGCGGUGAAGGCGGAGAUCCAGGACCAGCAUGAUGAGUACAUCCGCGUGCGGCAGGACCUGGAAGAGGCGCAGAAUGAGCAGACCCGGGAACUCAAGCUCAAGUACCUCAUCAUCGAGAACUUCAUUCCCCCUGAGGAAAAGAACAAGAUCAUGAACCGGCUUUUCUUGGACAGUGAGGAGGAACAGUGGAAGUUUCAGCCACUUGUGCCAGCCGGAGUCAAUAGCAGCCAAAUGAAGAAGCGGCCAACAUCUGCAGUGGGCUACAAGAGGCCUAUCAGCCAGUAUGCACGAGUUGCCAUGGCAAUGGGGUCCCACCCCAGGUACAGGGCUGAAAACAUAAUGUUUCUGGAGUUGGAUGUGUCCCCUCCAGCUGUCUUUGAAAUGGAAUUCUCUCAUGACCAAGAACAAGACCCCCGUGCACUACACAUGGAGAGGCUCAUGCGGUUGGACAGCUUUCUGGAAAGACCUUCUACAUCUAAAGUCCGAAAGUCCAGGUCCUGGUGCCAGAGUCCUCAGCGGCCUCCACCCUCCACCUCACAAGCCUCGCUGGCCUGUGCUGCUUUGCGUCCCACGACAGUGCUAGACCAUGAGUGACCUUCAGCCAGGCCGCCCAUCCAACAGCCUCCUAGGAUGGGGCAGCCAACCCUGGAUCAUCUCACCUGCCGCUUGGUGUGCGUGCAUGUGUGUGCAUGUGUGUGUGCGUAUGUGUGAGGGCUGAGAAUCUGGCAGACCAUGCCUCUGCCUGCUCUUCUUAGCCUCCUUUAUUUAAUUAAUGUUAUUUAUUCGUGGAGCUCAGUUAGUGUGGGAGAGGUGCCCUCAUCUGGGCCUGUGGUGGUCCCUGCACAGCCUCCUUGUCUUCAGACUUUAGACUCCCCCAAGUCAGACUCCCCUCAAGCUCUUUCCUGUCAGCUGCCCCCAGAAAGGAAGUUGGCUGGUGCCUGAGAAGAGAGUUCUUUUUCUACCUGUCUCACUCUGUAAUCUCCAUCUCCUGUGCUGACGGUGAGCAGCUUCUAAGCACUUUCUGGGACAAGAAAAAUGUUCGGUGUCCACAGAGGACAAGAGUCAUCCUGACAGUGUUAAGCCUGUGCUUCCAGCAGAGAGAGCCUGCUUUCCACUCUCUGGGCCUCAGACAACCUCUUUUGGCCUCUUGGGCUUCACAAGGACUUAAACAACCUCACAGACCCAGCCCGUGCUCUUCAGCUUUGGCAAGAACUCAUGGCUUCCCAAACUCUGCUUCCUGCCCUCUUCCCAGCCAUUGGGUGGGAAUUAUGAACCACCAGUUGCUGCCUCCUCAGGACCUUCAGGAAGUGGAACAGUAAUGGAGACAGCGUGGACAGUCAUCAAGGGAAGCCCCUCCUCCCACUCCCUUUGUUUCUCCCCCUCUGAGAAGUACCUUUGGUCAAUAAGCAGCCAAGCCAACUCCCCAUUUUUGAGAUGCUCCUUCUCCCAACUUUGGUUUUCCCUGCAGCUGCUUGGAUCCCAGUCCAUUGAGCAAGGAAUCCAUGUCACUCUGCCCCUGGCUAAACAAAGGCAUCAGGAUCCGUUCUUGCCCCUUCAUUUAGCACAGGAGACAGAGACCUAGCCACAAUCUGCCAGCUUUGCCUAUUACCCCUGUUUCUGAAUCACAUUUGUUAGGCACCAUUUUGUUGAAAACCGACCAUUUCUUCAGCAUUGUGCAAAUUGGUCUUUAGGGCAGUACACCUACCUCCCUUUGUGAUAUCCCAAGAUAUCUCUAAGUAUCUCAAGUGAUAAGUAAAUUUAUUUAAAAAAAAGAGAUUAAUUUUCUUUGACUUACCUUUUAAGAGUGUAUUUUGGUGGAGGGGUGAGGAGGUAAUCAUGAAAGACAUCAAGUGGUUUAAGAUUUCAAACUGUCCUUAGUGGGAAUCUCCUGUUCCUAAAAUAUGAGUUUAGUCAUCAAGAUAAAGGCAAGAAACUGAUCUACCUGAAAUUUGGUGUGUGGGAGAGGGUGAUGGGGGCUGAUGACCUGCUUAUUCUCUAUCAGGAAAUGAACCCUUCUUUUACAGUUCAAGUUCCUCUCUAAGGACCAAGCUAUGGUUUGGCUUAACUCAAUGAUGCUGUCAUUUCUGCUAUCAUUACUGGACUAGAUGGUUGGGUAACUCAAUUGCCAUUUGCUCCUGUCCUUCAAGGAAAUACAUUUUCCGACAGAGCCCAGGAGAUUAUUUGAGACUCGGGAUUCAAAUCAGAGGUUCAGCUAUGGCUGGGACAGGAGCUGUGUGUGGAAAUCUCCCAGGUGGCCUGGGCACAGGGGUCCUCUGGGCCUGCAUUGAACAGCCUCUCCCACUGACCUCUUCCUUGUUUGUGAAUGAAGCAGCAUGUGUCACCGCCCUCUCUCUCUCUCCAGAUUGCCUGGACACAUCGACUCUGCAUUGUCGGUCUCCAACCCUCACAGUCUUAGAGCACAAUAUACCCAACUUCACCACCCCAGUCUGAGGACUGGGCCCAAGGUGUGGGGGGCUGAGGAGCUCCUGCCUCCAGUUUUGUGGAUGUGUGGAUGUGUGUGCGUGUUUACCUCCACAGGGGACACUCUACCCUCAGCGUAAGAUAUGCUGGGAACAGGGCCACCAGGGUGGUUGGAUCUGUUUCUGUCUCUCUCUUUUCUUCUUGAUAAUCAAACAUUUGAUUGAUGAAAUAGGGCCUUGAUCAGGACCAAAUUUCCACACCUGUUGCUGUGGUCUUUAUUUAGGACAACAGUUAACAGUGCAGUGGCCCAUUCUUGUCACUCUACACAUAUGACUAUACAAGACAUAUGUAAUAUAUAAAUAUAUAAAUAAAACAUUA
Molecule: messenger RNA, 5129 nt
Organism: Manis pentadactyla (Chinese pangolin)
Lineage: Eukaryota; Metazoa; Chordata; Mammalia; Pholidota; Manidae
Gene: KIF3C
Product: kinesin family member 3C
Exons: 9
Coding region: 561-2924 (787 amino acids)
Biological process (GO): microtubule-based movement; mitotic spindle assembly
Cellular component (GO): nucleus; spindle microtubule
Molecular function (GO): microtubule binding; plus-end-directed microtubule motor activity; ATP binding
Source: RefSeq, a predicted model, not a curated record